Dictyostelium purpureum is the source of this 3327-nucleotide messenger RNA. RefSeq lists its product as uncharacterized. The transcript is spliced from 6 exons. The record is from RefSeq and is a predicted model, not a curated record. The annotation marks the transcript as partial. Lineage: Eukaryota; Evosea; Eumycetozoa; Dictyosteliales; Dictyosteliaceae.
GUAUUAAUUGAUGAUCUUAGAUGUUUUCCAUAUUUAACUGAAAUUUCCAUCGAAUCUAUUGAGCCAUCUGAGGAGUUUAUUUACUAUAAAUAUCCAACAGUUUCUAGAAUGACUAUUGUUUAUAAUAACAUAAAUCAAUUUACACAAAAAUUACCAGAUUAUGAUUAUAUUUUUAUAUCCUCUGAUGGAAUAAAAAAUUUAAAAAUGUCAUAUGUAGAGAAUGUCAAGAAUUUUAAGCAUCAAAGUUUGUCAGCAAAUACUAUUGUUGAGGUAGACAGUGGAGCAGAAAAUAAAAAUUUAAAGCAUUUGACUUUAUCCAUGAGUAAUUUCCCAGACUUUAGAGGUUAUCAAUUCGAUAGUGUUACAUUUACUUUUAGCAAUACAUUGAAUCUAUCAGAAGUAAUUACAAAUUUCCAAUAUUUAAAUGCUUCAAGUGCUCAAUUUACAUUUCCUUCAAACUAUCAAGUUCCUUUUUAUCUUCACUUAAACUCUUAUAUUAACUUUAUGAAUCACUAUAAUGGUAAGUUUCAAACACCAACUCAAUUCUACGAUAUAUCAAAUCUUGUCAAUUAUCAAUCUAUCAGUAUGGGUUUUGUUAGUGAGGAUUUCCUUUAUCAAAAUAAAAUUCCAUUUAAAGUUAGUCCAACCACAAAUCUUGCAUUUUCGUUAACUGUAACAAAUUCAUUAACAAUUAAACCUCAAUUACCUCCUAUUACCGAUGUUGGUUAUUUAAAAACUGUUAAAUAUGCAUCUAGUUACCUAUCAGGUAAUUUACCAGAAUAUAAUGGACAAGGUUCAGAAUACAUUUAUGAUAAUAACCAAUUAACAGGUACUAUACCUGAAUCAUGGUGCGGCACAGUUUUAUCUGUUGCAAAUAAUCAAUUAUCAGGUACCAUUCCAUCAUGUUUUUCUUGUUAUUUUAAUAGUACUGCUUCAAUGCCAUCAUCAAUAUCUCAACCAACCAAUUUCCUCUUUAUAACCACAAUGUAUGAUAGAUUUGCAGGUAGUACUAAUAAAUUUACAAAUUAUGAUAAGAAUAUUCCAUGUACAACUUAUAAACCACAAAUUAGAUACCAUAAUCAAACAACUAUUAUAAUUAGCGGAAAAGAUAUUGGUCACCAACUCAACCAUUAUUCUUUAUUUAACUUAGUUGAUAUUUACAGUGUGUGUAAAUCUGUCCCACAGGCAGUUAUUAGAUAUGGUUAUGAAUAUUAUUGUAAUCAAAUCUAUUCUUUGGAAAAUAUGCAGUCACUAACAUUAAAUAACAUUGGAAAUAAUUUACAUUAUACUUUUGCCUUAAUCAGUAAACCACCAACUUUUACAUCAAUUAUUACAACUGAAAAUAAUAAGGUAUAUGCAAUUGGUACAUUCUUCUCAAGUUAUUUAGGUCAAUCAGAACAAACUAUAACUAUUGCAGGCACAAAUUGUCAAGUUGCUAACACUGGAUUCACCGGCUUUACUUGCAUCACAUCAGUUACAUUAUCAUCAGAAAAACAACUAGUUGUAAUAAAGAAUGAUAAUCAAACUAAAAAAGUAUUUGCAGUUUUCGAAAACAAUAGACUCAAUAAUAAACAAUGUCCAAAUGAUUGUGUAGGCUCACCAUCAGGAGAUAUUUGCGAUUUAAGCACUGGCAAAUGUGAUUGUAAUACAAAUUAUAGAGGAUUAGACUGUUCAGAAUUAUACAUAGAAUGUCCAAGCGAUUGCAGCUUACACGGUCAAUGUAACACUAAUACUGGUAUUUGUCAAUGUAACUCCAACUAUAUUCAAGAUGAUUGUUCAGAAUUAUACAUCGAAUGUCCAAACAACUGCAGCUCACAUGGUCAAUGCAACACAAAUACUGGUAUUUGUAAAUGUGAUGCCAAUUAUAUUCAAGAUGAUUGUUCAGAAUUAUACAUCGAAUGUGCAGAUCCAACAUGUUCAUCCCAAGGUCAUUGUGAUACAUCAAAUGGUAUUUGUAAUUGUGAUAAUGGAUUCGGUGGUGACAAAUGUGAGUUCAAGUUAUAUCUCGAAUGUGUAGAUCCAACAUGUUCAUCUCAAGGUCGUUGUGAUACAUCAAAAGGUAUUUGUGAUUGUAACAAUGGAUUCGGUGGUGACAAAUGUCAGUUCAGUCAACACUAUAUUUCAUCAGUUAACCCAUCAAAUGAAAAUGGUGGUGAAGCAAGCUUCUAUGGUAGUUUCGGUGAACAACACAACCAAUUAUCAGUUAUAAUCGGAUCAAAAACAUGUCCAGUUACACACUCUUCAAACGAUUUAAUUAAUUGCACAGCACCACCAGGCAAAGGUAUUCACAGUGUCAAUAUCACUCAAAACAAUAUUGUUUAUAUUGGUAAAGAUAUUUACAUUUAUUCAAAAGUACCACAAAACAUAUUCGAAUGUCCAAAGAACUGUUCAUCACAUGGUAAAUGUAAUACAUCAAAUGGUAAAUGUGAAUGUUAUUUAGGAUAUACAUCAUUUGAUUGUGGAUCAAUAAUCGAUAGUGGAGGUAAAGAUAAUACAACCACAACUGAGCCACCAACAUCAAAUGUAGAUAACAGCACAGGUAUUGUAGAUAUUCAAAAUGAGAAAAUCAACUUUAAAAUCUAUCUCAAAUCAUUAAAUGAAAUAGAUAUUAAUAAUAAAAUUGUCAAGAGUUAUCCAUUAGUAUCAGAUUGGACAGUAAUCAAAACACAAUCAAACAUUUAUACAUUCAAACAAUCACCAAACAAAGAUGAAUUCAAAGUUAUAUCAACCAUCGAACAAAUUGAAAACGAUAAAUCAGUUUCAUUUGCAGGAAUUGACUUUUUACUCACCAAUAACUCAAUUAAAUUCACAGUUUCAAUUAAAAACUAUAAAUACCAAUCAUUCUUAAACACACUUCAACUCGAAAUGCAAUCAAACACAACCGAAUUAACCAAUGACGAUUGCAACAGUAAAGAAACUCAAUUAGACACUGAAAAUCUCAAAAAUCAAUAUGAUCUCAGUUAUAUCAAACUUUCAAAGAAUAAUGUCGAUUUUGUAGGUAGAUUCGUCAACAAAGUAGUAUCAGACUCGAAACCAACAUUCUUAACAACAUCAUACACCAAACUCAACGACUCAGUAACUAUCAUAUUACACUUACCACAUUGUGUCAAUGAAUGUUUAAUCGAUCCAGAUUUUUCAGUUUUACUAUCAUCAGACUUCUCAGAAUGCAAAUCACCAAAACAAAAUAUCAAAUGGCAAAUACCAGUUGGUGUUGUUGUUGGUGUUGUUGGUGCCUCUUGUCUUGGUAUCCUUUUCUAUAAAAGAAAAUCAGUUAUUAAAGUAAAUGGUAAAAAAAUUGAAAUGAAACCCACCAAAAAUAAUAUUUAA